Molecule: messenger RNA, 1356 nt
Organism: Zychaea mexicana
Lineage: Eukaryota; Fungi; Mucoromycota; Mucoromycetes; Mucorales; Lichtheimiaceae
Product: kinase-like domain-containing protein
Exons: 8
Coding region: 81-1172 (363 amino acids)
Biological process (GO): protein phosphorylation
Molecular function (GO): protein kinase activity; ATP binding
Source: RefSeq, a predicted model, not a curated record
UGAUCUUUCUUCUUUUCCUCUUCUUCUUGGCUACCCCCUCUACUCCAGACUUCUUUUCAUUCCCUUUCUCCAAUCCAGCCAUGAAACGAACGCCGCUCAUGAAGCGUCUUAUGACGCUUUUCAAAAAGACCCACGAAAAGAAUGUCGAGCAAGCUUAUCCUGAAGAUCUUGAACGCGUCUACACUGUCACCAAGAAAACGCUCGGUGUGGGCUCCUUUGCUGUUGUUAAGGAAUGCAUUCGCAAGUCGGACGAGAAGCCAUUUGCACUCAAGAUUAUCUUGAAAAAGGUUAUUGCAGGCAAGGAGCACAUGCUGACGAGUGAGCUUGAUAUUCUCAAGUCAGUACGUCAUCCGCACAUUGUUUCCAUGCAUGCACUCUAUGAGUCAAAGGACGCGGUGUACAUUAUUACGGACCUUGCAAGCGGUGGCGAGCUCUUCCAGCAGCUGCUCCAGAAGGGCUCGUACACAGAGAAAGACGCUUCUAACUUGGUUCGACAGAUGCUUGAGGGUUUAGCGUAUUUGCAUGACAACGAUAUUGUCCACCGAGAUAUCAAACCAGAAAAUCUCUUAUUCGAUACCGCUGAUGAUGAAAGCGCCAAGUUGAUGAUCACGGAUUUUGGUCUUUCCAAAAUUUUGAAAAAUCACGAUGAUAUUCUCAUGACAGCCUGCGGCACGCCUGGCUACGUGGCACCAGAAGUCCUUCUGCAAACUGGACACGGAAAACCCGUUGAUUUAUGGAGUGUGGGCGUUAUUACUUUUACUUUGUUGAGUGGAUACACGCCAUUUUGGGGCGAAGAUCAGGCGUCCUUGUUCGAAUCCAUCAUGUCUGGCAAAUAUGACUUUGACGAAGAAUACUGGUGUGAAAUAUCUGACUCAGCAAAGGACUUGAUCGACCGCCUAUUGACUUUUGAUCCGGCUAAGCGAAUCACUGCCGAGGAAGCUCUAGAACACCCAUGGAUCAAGGACGAUCAAGAAGAAGCUGGUCCUCGCAGAUCCACCAACCUUGUAGACAACGUACGCAGAGGUUUCGAUAGCCGCAAAUCAUUCAAGUCUGUUGUCACGGCAAUGACGCUUUUAACCCAUUGGAAGAACUUGGAAGAUCUCAGUGAGGAUGAAGACGACAGUGAUGACAGCUUGGAUGAUAAUCUUCGCAAACUAGAUAUCCGCCACUAAGAACGUAUAGAAGAUAAAUUCAAUUACAGUACUAAUACCCCCUUACCAGCCGCACAUUCCACUUCUACUUUUGUUCCCUCCAUUGUAAAAUUGUAAUCACAAUGACAGCAACAACGCACGCUAUAAUCUAUACACAUACACCGCAUGACAUAUAAAAGAACCGCAGUGACACACUGACAGAAAC